Messenger RNA from Aspergillus heteromorphus CBS 117.55, 2071 nucleotides. RefSeq names its product FAD-binding domain-containing protein. The transcript is spliced from 4 exons. Gene Ontology annotation, molecular function: FAD binding; oxidoreductase activity. The record is from RefSeq and is a predicted model, not a curated record. The coding region runs from base 128 to 1933 and encodes 601 amino acids. Lineage: Eukaryota; Fungi; Ascomycota; Eurotiomycetes; Eurotiales; Aspergillaceae.
UCCCGGUAGGUAGAGUCAAUCCGUGGGGGUUUUUUCUCUCUCUUUUCCAGGGAGAAUUCGAAUUCUCUCCCUCCCUUUCUAUCUACCUAUCUAUCACGUUAUCAUCAUCCAUUUCAAAAACAAUAAUAUGUUCUGGCACGCCACCUUCACCCUGCUCGUCGCGCUGGGCGUGAGUCCCAUCCGUGCAAGAAGCUCGCUAUCGGCCAUCAGCCAGGAGAAAUGGGACGCGCUGAGCAAGAGCGUCGGGGGACGGGUGCACGACGGCGAGCCGUUUCUGGCGCCCUGCUACGACAACUAUAAUGGCAAAUUGAAGGUCCCGGAUUAUGCGGAGUGCACGCUGCUGCAGAGUAACCGGUCCUCGAGCGUUUUCAUCGCGGGGUAUUUUGGGGGGUAUCAGAAUGCAAACUGGGGCUCCUGUCAAGCAACAGGCGCCGCCUGCGUGCUGGAUACCCUCAUCAACCCCGACCUGUCCUCCCCCGUGGCGCUGAAAUGCGAGCAGGGCAGCGUGCCGAAUAAGUACCUCGAGGUGCAGAGCGUCGCGGAUGUGCAGGCGGGAGUGAACUUCGCGCGCGAGAAUAAUCUGACGCUGGUCAUUAAGAACACUGGCCAUGAUUACAAGGGACGCAGCUCGGCGCCGGACUCGUUUGCUUUGUGGACCCACAACUACCAACCCCCCCUCCAACUGCAACAGAACUUUAUCCCGGCGGGUUGCUCGUCCGCCGUCGGAGACGUGAUCACCUUCGGGGCCGGACAGCAAUUCGAAGGGAUCUACGAGUUUGCGCACGAGCACAACUACCGCGUGGUGGGAGGAACGUCCAACAGUGUUGGAGCGGCGGGUGGAUGGAUCACCGGUGGAGGCCACAGCAUGCUGUCGAACGAGCUCGGCCUCGGAGUCGACAACGUGCAACAGCUCAAGGCCGUCCUCCCCAACGGCACCUACGUAACGGCCAACCGAUGCCAAAACCAAGACAUCUUCUUCGCCCUGCGCGGUGGCGGCGGGGGCACGUUCGGGGUGGUGAUGGAGAUGAGCACACUGGCGCACCCCGAGAAGCCCGUGCAGCUGGCGGAGGUGAUCUUCGCCAGCAUGGACAACGAGAGCGCGCAGAAAUUCCUGGACAUCCUGGUCGCCAACGCCGACAGAUGGGCCUCGGAGGGAUGGGGUGGCUACAUCUCCCCCGGCCUGCUAGGCAACCAAGUAUCCAACCUGCUCCUGGCCACCUCCCUGCUGAACCAAACCGCCGCGGAAGUGUCCAUGAAGCCGGUCCUCGACUUCGCGCGCCAACAAGGCACCAUCGGGAUCGCCAACGUCACGACCAGCCCCACAUACUUCGCGAUGAUCAAAGCCAUCGCCGCCGCGGCGGGCCUCGACCCCCUCUCCUCCAUGGCGAUGUCCUCGCGCAUCGUGCGCCGCGAAUCCUUCCUCGGCGCGGCCAACCAGACGAAACUCUCCACCAUCCUCAACGACAUCCUCACCACCAGCCAAAAGAGCCUGCUGCCGGACAUCUCCCCGCUCUUCAUCAGCGUCACCUCCCCCACAAUCUACUCGCAGACCAUGCCGGCAUCCGAUCAACCCGGCGGGCCCGGCGCGUCGUCCGUGACGCCCGCAUGGCGCGACGGCAUCUGGCACGUCAUCCACCUCAGCCCGUUCGAUGCCAUCAUCACCGACCCCAGCAUCGUGAAUGGCAUCUGGCAGAAAGCUCACGAUACGAUGAACCCGCUGCGCGAGUUCACGCCCGACUCCGGCGCGUAUCAGAACGAGGCGGAUACGUUUGAGAAUGACCCGAUCAGUACCUUCUGGGGCCGGGAGAAUUAUGAGCGGCUGUUGAGGAUUAAGAAGGUGGUGGAUCCGACGAAUUUGUUAACCGUUCAUCAGGGCGUGGGGUGGGAUCGGACUGAGGAGAGGUUUCAGUGUUAUCCGGAUGUUUCUAUCUAGGGAUCGGUGGAUGAUGGAUGGCCGAAGUUGGUGUUUUGUUUUGUUGUUGAUUUUGAAUUUGGUGCAGAUGUGGGCUUGGAUUGUAGGGUAGGCUGUUGUUUUUUUCAAGUUUUUCAGUACAUUGAGAUUUUUCCGGAG